Messenger RNA from Polyodon spathula (Mississippi paddlefish), 7239 nucleotides. RefSeq names its product solute carrier family 43 member 2b (gene slc43a2b). Lineage: Eukaryota; Metazoa; Chordata; Actinopteri; Acipenseriformes; Polyodontidae. The record is from RefSeq and is a predicted model, not a curated record. Gene Ontology annotation, molecular function: L-amino acid transmembrane transporter activity; neutral L-amino acid transmembrane transporter activity. Gene Ontology annotation, biological process: transmembrane transport; neutral amino acid transport.
CAGUGCGCCCCGAACAGACUGGAGCCGAGGAAACGCUGCAGAGAGCAAGCUGCACAGAGCAUCGCCACACCGAUACCGAGCGACCGGGGCGACAGCCACUGACAACCGCAGGUCGGAAUCUUAGUUUCCCGGUUGUCGACGCCUCUCAGACGUUGCCAUGGCUCCGACGCUCGCCACUGCUCACGCCCGCCGCUGGUGGAUGGCGGUCACCGCGGUGAUUGAGAACCUGCUCUUCUCCGCCGUGCUCCUGGGCUGGGGCUCGCUCCUCAUCAUGCUCAAGUCCGAGGGCUUCUAUGCCUACCUCUGUCACGAGCCAGAGAAUCAGACGAACAGCUCUGCAGACGGGAACACCGUGGACAUGGUGAUCCGCAUGAACGGCUGGCUCAUCUGCAAGGAACAGGACGAGAUGCUGAACCUGGCCUUCACCGUGGGCUCCUUCCUGCUGAGCGCCAUCACCCUGCCCCUGGGCAUCGUCAUGGACAAAUAUGGGCCCCGCAAACUGCGUCUGCUGGGAAGCGCAUGCUUUUCUGUGUCCUGCCUACUCAUCGCCUAUGGAGCAAGUAAUCCGAACUCUCUGUCGGUGCUCAUCUUCAUCGCUCUGUCUCUCAAUGGCUUUGGUGGGAUGUGCAUGACCUUCACCUCACUCACGUUGCCGAACAUGUUUGGGGAUCUGCGAUCGACCUUCAUCGCCCUGAUGAUCGGCUCUUACGCCUCCUCUGCCGUCACAUUCCCAGGGGUUAAGGUGAUCUAUGACCUAGGAGUAACAUUCAUCACUAUCCUGUUGGUGUGGGCGGCCUGUUCUGGUCUUGUCUUCAUCAACUGCUUCUUGAACUGGCCGCUGGAACCCUUCCCUGGACCCGAGGACAUGGAUUACACGGUGAAGAUCAAGUUCAGCUGGCUGGGCUUCGACCACAAGAUCACAGGGAAGCAGUUCUACAAGCAAGUGACCACAGUGGGGAGGCGGCUCAGCGUGGGCAACUCCAUGAAACAGCACCCCAAGGAGCUGGCCGCGCAGGAGGGCAACAAGCUGUGCUUGUCCACCGUCGACCUGGAGGUCAAGUGCCAGCCCCAGGCUGAAGAGACCCCCUCGUUCAUGCGCAGUAUCUUCAGCCCCAUCUUCAUACUGAGCCUCGUCACCAUGUGUGUCACCCAGCUGCGCCUCAUCUUCUACAUGGGCGCCAUGAACGGCAUCCUGGAGUCCCUCGUCGACGGCAACCUGGACACAGUUGGAAAGAUGAAUGUUGUCAGUCUCUACACCUCCAUCUUCGGAGUCCUGCAGCUGCUCUGCCUGCUCACAGCGCCCGUCAUCGGAUACAUCAUGGACUGGAAGCUGAAGGAGUGCGACGAUGGCUCAAAGGAGGACGACGAGAAAGAGCCCGGCAAGGAUGGGAAACGGCCGAAGAAACGUGACCGACAGAUCCAGAAAAUCACGAACGCCAUGCGAGCCUUCGUCUUCACCAACCUGCUGCUGGUUGGGUUUGGGGUCACCUGUCUCAUCCCCAACCUGCCUCUCCAGAUUAUCUCGUUUAUUUUGCACACGGUCGUCAGAGGAUUCAUCCACUCUGGAGUCGGAGGUCUUUACGCUGCUGUAUACCCCUCGACGCAGUGCAGCCUCACGGGGAUGCAGUCUCUGAUCAGCGCCCUCUUCGCUCUGCUCCAGCAGCCCCUUUUCAUGGCAAUGAUGGGUCCGCUCAAGGGAGACCCUCUCUGGGUGAACAUCGGGCUGCUGGCACUGAGCAUGCUGGGAUUCUGCCUCCCCCUCUACCUGGUCUUCUUCCGCCAGCAGCUUCAGAGACAGAAGAAGCAGAAGGAGGAAGACGCAUCGCUGUUUGUGAAAAUCAACGGCAGCAACACACAGGAGGCCUUCAUAUAGGGGAGGCGUGUGCACGAAAUAAAGAGACAGGACUCUGAAUCCAGCGUGUCCACUCCACUAGCUCCCUACUGCUCUCUCUCUCUGUCUCACUCACUCACUCACUCACUCACACACUCACACACACACACACACACACACACACACACACACACACACACACACACACACAAGGGUAUUAUCUCCUGCACUGUUUUUUGCCUCCCUGAAAAUCAAGCCCCGACUGGAUCUCGCUGGAGCGUGAGAUGAGAGGGGAGAGCAGCCACACAGCCCGGCCCGAGCCGUGGUCAGUAUUUUAUUUAUAUCUUGAUUUUGCUGUUUCUUGUGGGAGAAGAAUUUCAUCUUGGACCGACCCACCUUUGAAAACGAAACUACCCCAUCCUGUUAGAGUGAGAAACCGUAACUGUAAAGAGGUCGCUGCCAACCAAGGGAGGUCAUCUUUUCACAUAAAACUUUACAAUCUCCGUUUAGAACAGAGAAGCCUCUCGGAACGCUUUGUAAACUUUUACAACGUCAUGGUUUUUUUUUUUGGUUUUUUUUCACAGGUUGUAAACUUUUACGAAACCUCUUUCUCAGUGUUUCCUUGUGUGGCUGGAGCGUUGAAAUGCAUUUUCGCCCCUGUGAUGGUUUUUAAGUUUCUUAAUUAGCUGAUGCACUCCGGAAGAAAAGAAAAGAAACAAAACGUUGAUCGUUUUAACCGUCUUAUUGGUGCUGUUUUAAUAGUAAUCCUUCAAAAAGAGGAAGCUCGUCCUUUCACAAAAGAUCUUUAGGAGCUUUCACAAGCUUGUGAGCUGCACAGAGCUGCUGCAGAAGACACAAUAUUGAACUGUCCUGUACAGGACAGCCCUGUGUCAGUGGCUUAGCUACUGUUUCAACCUUUUAAUAUUUCAAAUUUACCAAGUGAAAGCAUGCACCCAGCAACGACAACGACAACAACAAACAGAAUUGUCAUCAGUUUGCGGUUUUCUUAUCUGUUGCUCUCUGAGUUUGGUGACUGUUUUGAAGAGGAACAAUUGAAGGAUGAUCCCAGUUAAAAACAGUGUGACUCUUCUGGGAGUCAGGGGGUUGGAGUAAAGGAUUCCCUGUGGACACCAGCGCCUCAUUGCAUUUCAGUCCUGGGGAAACAGCCAUACAUGCAGCUUCUGGACACAGCAGUACUGUGUCAAAAUGCAAGGGUUCUCUUUCGAUUUGAUUACACUGAGAGUUUGUUUUGUAUUACUAUAGCCACUAUUAUACCAGUAUGUUGUAUUAUUGUUAUGAUUGUUAUUCUUGUUAUUGUUGGCUGAUUGGCAGAAUUCCCAGCUGGUUUAACUUGAUCACACCGGUUAUCAUGACGUAGAGGAUCUGUUAUACAACGUGUGCAGCCUGUAUUACCCUGAGCUCUCUACACUGUAGUUAAUGAAUUAUUAACCAACUCAACAUGCAGAUUUGCACUUAAUUGCUUAGCAGAGAGACGAUGCGGUGCACGCUAAUGCCUCUGUGCAGACAGUCCGGCAAGGCGCUAUAACAGAUCCCAAAGUCUGUGUUAACAGAUAAUGGAGUCUAGGCAAAAAGAGGGACUGUCCCUGAGCAGAGAAUGCUGUUGAUUGGCGUGACUGCUAUAGCCAGCGAUCACUUUGGGCAGAUUGUAUUAAUGGACGACUGCCUGCUUCUAGUCUAGUCUUACCAAUCAGCGUUUCUAUAGUAACGACGAGCAAGCCCGCAGCUUAUACUAGAGUGGGCUCUCUCGUCAGCACCAUGCUUGAGAAGGCGCUUGUUAAAAACUGCAAGCUCCCCUUUGGCACGCUGCAUGACCACAGUACCUCAAGUUAACCCUUGCCGUUCCACAAAGACAGCUCUCACCUGCCCACGACUGCCCCUGUCUGCUGCAUGUGGGGAGUGUCUUUAUACAAGGCAGCGCAACUCCACGACACUCGAGUCAUUUCAAAAAAAGCAAAGACAUGCAACUGUGUAAUAAAGUAAUGCAUCAUUUGAAUAGCUUCAGAAGCCUUGAGUUUCCGUUAGAUUUGUAUGGUGUCUGUUCUCAUUGUCUUAUAGAAACUAUAGACUGGGGAGAGCUGAGACGUUGAUUAUGCUGUAAUCAGUGUUACAAAGACAAUGGACAGCACUGAACUUACUGGCUUUUGAAGCUAGUUAGUAAGGACAUCGUGCUGUUAAUGCAAUAUAUAUAUAUAGGUAAAUGUUUUGCUUGGAUUUCUUACACAGCGGAUGGCGCCACCUGGUGGCCACAUGCAGUAACUGUGGUUAUACAUGUGCUUUUUUAAAAAUCACAAGGGAACAUGAAUUGUGAAUGAUUGUGUGCCACACUCCUAAUUAAUGUGCAUAUAUACAGUCGGCCCUGUUUUACAUGGUCACUUGUAGGAUCACGGGCAGAUACAAGUGUUUAGUUGAUUGAAGUCUGAGAGAUUCAUCUAUACAGGUUUGACUGCAUAUACUGACACAGACCAAGUGUACUCUUGCUAUAUUGCAUAUACAGUAUUAUAUAUGCUGCAUGUACGCUUCAUGUACACAAAAGAAAAUAAAUGGUGGAAUCUCAGUGAGUAUUAACAACUUCUCUUUAUGUUUUGAAAGCUGCCUUUUUUAGAUUGCUCUUCAUUGCUUAGUGCCAAAAGCCCUACGACUGCCAAAUGAAAAAGAGUUCUCACUUCCGAGUGCUGGAUUGCAAAACGGCUUUGAUAAGAUAAGCCUGAAAGGAAAGGAAAAGCUGUUUAAAAGAUCCCAUAAUGAUCCCAGAUGAAUGAUUAUAAACCCCAACCCCUGGUUCUAAUAUCUGCAUUGCAUUAACCCAGAAGCCUUGAGGCUAGCGGGAUCCCCCUUUCCUCUGGGCUCUCAGCAAUAGGGGACUGGUGUAUUCGAAGCACAUUGAUGUCCUACAGCAGCGUGCCUGCAGCGGUUCUGCUCAGUUUCUCAAGCGCAUGCUCCCAGACCAUUGGAUUACCAGCACAUGUGCGCUAGAAAAGCCACACGGCUUUAUCAGGGCACCGCGCAGAGUCGGGGGUCCCUAUGAAUACACAGUACUGUAUACUUGGCCGUGUAGAUUGUGUGCACAAUAUACAAAGGGCUGGAAUGACAAUGACAUUGAUGAAGAGUUGUGUACUGACAGGACAUUGCAUGUUACAAAGGACCUUCUUUACACGGGAGUGAAUAGCGCCACAGUCUGGAAGCAAUAUCACAGAACAGGACACUGAGAUCAAUGGGGGCAGAAUAUAUAUAUAUAUAUAUAUAUAUAUAUAUAUAUAUAUAUAUAUAUAUAUAUAUAUAUAUAAUUGUUCAAUGUAUUGAAAAGUUUGUUGUAUACUAUGAAUGUGUGUUUUAAUCUGCAAUAUUUUCUGAGCUUGUUGUAUUUGCUGUUUAUCUGUAUUCAUUGAGAAAUAUACAUGUGUACUGAAACCAGAGGAAGAUACCGUACAGUACGUGAGGUAGGCUUGGAUUUAAAUAGAGGCUGCUUCCUAGUAAGACGGCGCUAUUACACUGCAGCAAUACACUUCUAUAUAAUCACGCUGCAAGUUAACUGCCGGGGGUCCUGCGCGCUUACCUGAAAGCUUUUCACUAUGGGAUUGAACAGCAAUGGGCAUUUAUUUGCCAUAAAAACAGCUGUUUGAGAUAUGAGUCACUGGGCAGAGGGACUGCACCGACUGUAUGGUGCGGUAUUGCGGUUAAUAUCGCUUCCCCUUUAAGAAUUGGGCUAGCUGUUAUAAGGACUGAGGAGGUUGACGUUUCGCUUAAAGGGAAAGACAGUUCUGAACACAGCCCAAACUUCAAUGGAACGGCACCUGUUUGCAUGUAGUGCUGCUGGUUCGACGGUGCUUAGUGUUAUGCAAUGGGUGGCCAUAAACUGAAGCGUGGUCCUCGCUUCACAAGAGAGCUGGCUGGUCAAGUCUAAAGACCGCAGUAAGCGUCCAGUCUGACCCCCUGCAAUCCCGUUCAGUAAUAAUGCGUCACUUCUGUAAGGAAACCCAGCAGCCAGGCCAUAAUUACAUUUCAGAUUCCAGUUUUCUCUGGAACACUUCUCCUGAAGGGUACAAACCUGGAUUUAAAAAAAAAAGAGCGCUCCCGUUGUGAGCGCAGAGAAUCCACUAUCGGUCAGCCUCUAUUUAAAAGCUCUCCCUAGCCAUGUCCUGAUUUUGCAGCCACGCACAUGCGGCACAUGCUGUGCGCUGCAGCGCGCUGUGCUCCUCAACGCCCGUACACCUCUCAGCUUUACAGGGGCUCGCCGUUAGCAGACGGAAAACGAAGCCGGUUUUGGAAUAUUUCGUUUGGUGAACGCGUUUUUUUGCGAUUCACCACAAAAAAACAAUGUAACCUGUAAUAUGAUGACCGACCUUUGCGGCUCCCUCAGACAAGGCAGACCUUUCCAGACGCCAGACGCCUGCCUGCCAGGGCUUGCCCGGGAGUGCUGACAAGAGUGAGCGCUACUCGAACAGGCACCGCUACGCUUUCAAUUCUGACCUGCACAUAUGCACCCCAGAUCAGGGCCUCCUUGAUCCGUUUCUGUGUGCUCUUGCACUGCACUGCAAACCAAAACACUGUGACCGUGCUCUAAAACAACAGAAUCGAGCUGGGUUGGCUGGUACACAUGUUUCUGCUGCUGGUGUUUUCUUACUAUCCUUCUUCCCUGGUGCUAAAGGGAACAGCGCAGCAGCGAGCUGUGUUGGUUUAUACAUAUACAUAAUGUAUGCGAUCCACGUUGUGUAUGCACAUUUAGAAGCAGGGUUACUGUGCCAAACACACGUUUCACUACACGGGCAGUUUAACAGAUAACGCGGUAAGGCGAGUGUGGAAUUCAAUGUGAAUUAUGGCGGCGCUCUCCUUAUAGCGGCUUUGAAGGAAUGAACAGUCGGGUCUGUUUCAGCAGAAUGAUCGCAGCUGUGUUUGUUUCGUUUCAUAAGGGCAGCGCUGCCAUCGAUCGCAUUGAUUCCGGGACGGUUACUGUAUCUGUUAAAACCAGGCUGAGUUCAGGGUGUUGAUUCUGCAGCUCUCCAUUCAGCUCAGUUGACCAGCUUGAAUUCACACUGCCAGGUUUAGGACUGAGGCACCGCGAUCACUUUUAAGAUGGGUGAGAAAGAGCAUUUGUGUUUAGGUUAAAGUCCUGACUGAUUAUUGGACGAAAUGACCAGUUGACCAUGUUUUCAUACCUGAAUUAAAUACAGGUGUAUAAAUGAGUCUGAAUGGAAACUGGAAAACAACACCAAAACCAUUUCAGAACUGUUUAUUAUUAUUUUUGUCGGAAUAAUCAUUUUGCUCACGUCAUUCCGUUCCAUAAUUUGGCGUUUGCUCGUUUUCAAGUGUUUUACGUGUUUGAUUUUAGUCUUGUAUUAAAGGAAAUAGAAAAUCAACAAUAAGAAUAAAUAAAUAAAUAAUUUGCUAAA